AUGGGUUACGACUGGCACAAACUGCUUAUUGACAAGAGCCAAGUAGCACUUCCGCAUGUUUUGAGGUGCGGACAGUCGUUUCGGUGGCGGUUUAUAAAUGGUGUGUGGAGUAUAGGGCUCAAAAACCGGGUUCUGAUGCUCAGGCAGGAGGAAAAGGCACUGUACUACACGAGCGUGGGCCCUGGCCAACCGGGACUCUCGGACGAACAAUUGAUCAAGGACUAUUUCAACCUCCACGUUGAUCUGGUGAAGCUUUAUGGCGAGUGGGCCAAGGACAAGAGGUUCCACGGCCACCUGGCGGGUAUCCGCAUUCUCCGACAAGAUCCCUGGGAGAAUCUCUGUUCAUUUAUUUGCAGCUCCAACAACAACAUCAAACGCAUUUCAAAAAUGGUGGAAAGCCUGUGUCGGGAGUUCGGACCGUAUAUUGCCACAGUAGACGGGCACGAGUACCACGACUUCCCGGCACCGGAGGCAUUGGCAGCAGAUAGUGUUGAAGAGAAACUUCGCAGUCUAGGAUUCGGAUACCGCGCCAAGUACAUUAACAUCACGGCAAAAAUGGUGUGUGAUAUGCCUGCUGGGCUCGACUAUCUGCAAGGGCUUCGUGACGAGACAUAUACGGACGCUCACACUGCCCUCUUGGCAUUUUCAGGAGUUGGCCCAAAAGUAGCCGACUGUGUAUGCUUAAUGAGUCUGGAUAAGCACAAUUGUGUGCCAGUAGACACGCAUGUUUGGCAAAUAGCCACUCGCGAUUACAGGCUGAGUGCCAAAAACAAUCCAAAAGGGCACCAGGCGAUUCAGCGGUACUUUCAGGAUCUCUGGGGAGAAUAUGCUGGAUGGGCCCAUUCUGUGCUAUUUGCUGCUGAUCUCAGUGAUUUAGAGAACGGCAUCAAUGUAAAAUCUGAGCCGCUAAUCGAGGUGAAAACUGAGUCUACUCUGGAGACCAAACUCGAGCCUUGA
Molecule: messenger RNA, 957 nt
Organism: Wickerhamiella sorbophila
Lineage: Eukaryota; Fungi; Ascomycota; Dipodascomycetes; Dipodascales; Trichomonascaceae
Product: N-glycosylase/DNA lyase
Exons: 1
Coding region: 1-957 (318 amino acids)
Biological process (GO): base-excision repair, AP site formation; nucleotide-excision repair; base-excision repair
Cellular component (GO): nucleus
Molecular function (GO): 8-oxo-7,8-dihydroguanine DNA N-glycosylase activity; damaged DNA binding
Source: RefSeq, a predicted model, not a curated record